This is a messenger RNA of Eublepharis macularius, 2621 nucleotides long. It is a transcript of the gene CFAP184, whose product is annotated as coiled-coil domain containing 96. The record is from RefSeq and is a predicted model, not a curated record. NCBI's taxonomy places the organism in Eukaryota, Metazoa, Chordata, Lepidosauria, Squamata, Eublepharidae. The transcript is spliced from 2 exons. The coding region runs from base 1 to 1566 and encodes 521 amino acids. Gene Ontology annotation, cellular component: axoneme; ciliary basal body. Gene Ontology annotation, biological process: cilium assembly.
AUGGAGGCGGAGGUGGCCGAGCCCGCGCCAGCGGAACCCGAGGAGGCGGCUCCACCGGAGCCCGGGGAUGCGGCCUCCGUACAGGCCUCGCCCGAAGAGCCCCUUCCUCUCAUGGAGGAGGCAGAGGAGGGGCCGGCGGGGAAUGGAGAGGAGGCCGCGGGAAUGACCGAGGAAGCGGCCCAAGGCCUGGCGGAGGAGCCCGAGGGAGCUGCCGGCGAAGCGGAGAUCGAGGAGGGCGAGCCGGAGGGGGGCCCGGCCGAGACUGAGGCCGAGGCCGAGGCGCUCGGCGUGGCGGCCGCCUCUUUCGCUUCCGAGGCGGGGAGCGUGGAGGGGGCGCCCUCCAUGGGGUCGCUCUUGGCGGGGCCGCUGCCGACCAGCGCGGCCUUCGAGGAGGGGGAGCCCUUGGAGCCGCCGCCGCUGCAGGUGAGCGAGCAGCUGGCGCGCCGCAUCAGCCUGAGCCUGUGGGAGCUGGAGCGGCAGGGCAGCCCCGAGCGCCUGGAGCCCGGCAGCAGCCCGGACGAGCAGGAGGAAGAGGAGGAGAGCGAGGAGGACGCGGCGGCGCGCCGGGCCGAGGAGCAGCGGCAGCGCGCCGAGCUGGUGGAGCAGUACCGGCAGCUGGUGCUGGAGCGAGGCCGCCUCCGCCACUACAGCGCCCGGCUGCAGAGCAAGCUGGCCGACGCGCUGAACAAGGCCAAGGGCAAGGAGCGCGCCCGGCCGGAGCUGGAGCAGCACAUCUCGGACAAGGAGCAGCGCUACAACCGCUACCUGGCCAUGCUGCAGGAGCUGCGCAACCAGCAGCAGGAGGAGAUGGCCUGGUACCAGCAGCAGAUGGAGGCCCUCCAGCAGGCCUGCGAGGAGAAGCAGGCGGUGGUCAACAGCCAGUGGAAGGCCUACCAGGCCACCAAGAAGGAGGUGGCUGUCUACACCAUGGGCCGGCGCCUGGGGGGCAGGCAGGCAGCCAUCCAGAAGGUGGACCAGAUCCAGUCCAGAGAGGAGAGCAAAGAAAAGGAGAUGACGGAGGUUCGUCUGGAAAAUAUCAAGUUGAAACACAGGAUCCUAAAACUCGAAGCAAGCUUAAAAGCCCAAGAGCAGUUGGCAGAGGGUCUGCAUUUAAUAGAUUUUGAGCAGCUGAAGAUAGAGAACCAGACCUACAAUGAGAAGAUCGAAGAACGCAACGAGGAGCUUCAGAAGCUCCGGAGAAAGAUCACCAACACAGUGCAAAUCCUGACUCAAGUAAAGGAGAAACUGCAGUUUGUGGAAGCUGAGAACCAAGGCCAAAAGGCUCAGCUGUUGGCAGUGGAGGCUCUCUUGGCCCAAAAGAGGGAGGUCCUAACAAGGAUAAAACAGGCUCGAGAUAGGUUGCGAAUCGACAACGAAAAGCUUCACCAGAAAUGUGGCUUGUUAGGAGACACGUUAUUGUUGAGGGAUUUUGAGGAGAAGGUGAAUGUUGCAGAGGUACUGAAGCAGAGGCUGGAGGCACUGAAACGUCAGCAUGCCGGACUCACCCUUACUUGUAACGGUGUCAAGAAGAAAAUCAGAGGAAUAAAAUCUUUUCUACCACUCUGAACAAUUUUCAGUUCAAUGUCAAAAUUAAGUUUUUAUGUGAGGAAAGGAUAUUAAAUGCAUUUUUAUUUUGUUGUUCUGAGAAACAUUGUUUUCCCUGGUGGUUCAUAUCAGACAUUCAAGAUCCAGUGCUGGUGGCAGGCACAUAUGUGAAAAGACAACACAGGCCCUGUCCUCGAACUUGCGCACUUUUUAAAGACAAGACUGACAAAGUCAGAAUAGUGGAAGGAAAAUACAACACAAGGAAAUUGGUAUGACAAGGUCAGAACACAGAGCUGAAUUAUUAACAGACAUUUACGUUCAGUUCGGGAGAAUGCCAGUUGAUCUUUUCUGCCGGCAUUCUUACAGGGAUGGAGGCGGGGGACUAAGCAGCCCUUUGAUAGGUGGCCUUAGUUGUAAGUAAGCCUUAGCUGUCUUCAUUUUGCCUCUGUGAUUACAGAGCAUUAAAUUGCUCGUAACUUGUUUGUUUUUAGACUUGUAUGGUGCUGCCUAGAAAUAGCUUUGCCUUAAAACCAGAGCAUUUUAGCCAACUGACUGCAACUUUCCAUGAAAAUGGCUUAAAAGCCAAUUUGCUAGCCAAGUCCUUAAAGUCCUUAGUUUCAUUCCUUUUAAUGGGGACUCUGUGAAAGGAACUCUGAAACUGGUAAUGAGUUGAUUCUCAACUGUAUACAUAAUUUUAAUCGGUUAUAUUAAGUGUUCCACCUCCUUUUUAUGUAAUUAGUUGAAGCACUGGAGGGUAUACAUUUAUUAGUUUAUACCCCAACAUUCUCCGCAGUGGGUACCCAAGGUGGCUUACAUAAUUCUCUUUACCUCUAUUUUAUUCUCACAACAACCCUGUGGGGUAGAUUAGCCUGAAUCUGUGUGACUGGCACAAGUUCAUCCAGCAAGGUUCCAUAGCAAAGUGGGGAUUUGUACCUGGUUCUCCCAGAUCCUAGUCCAACACUCUAACCAGUACGCCAUGCUAGCUCUCAUAGAUCUUCUAAAUCCUUCACCAACUUUAGUUUGUCUUUCAUGUUUUGCAUCUCUCUGAAAGAGAUGGUUGACAAUUUAAAACAAUA